UCUGUGACAAGACAGCGGGAAUGACAUUUCGCCGGGAUUUAGCUUGUCUUUCCCUUGGACUACUGGAUUUGGAAAUGUACAUAAAGGAACUGAUCUAAUGUGAUGAAGUGAAACUGCUGGAUAAAUCCAAACAUGACAGCUGUACAUGCAUACAUUUUGUUUCAUAUUGUCUUCGGUUAUUUACAUCAGGGUUUGGGUUUGAUUUCAGAAUACAAAUUAUGUGGAGACCCCCAAUGUGAAAGCAUGAUAAGUAAUGUACAGGCACAGAGAGACCACAGUGCUAAAGAUUGCCGAUUUCUAAACUUCAAAACAGGAGAUAUAAUAACUGUUUACUACAAACUCACUGGGAAAAGAAAUGAUCUCUGGGCAGGAAGUAUUGAAAAGCUGUCUGGAUUGUUCCCAAAAGAUGCCAUCAAAGUUGAUCAACUGUUUAUUGAUGAAAAAAAGGAAAUCCAGGUGCCAACCCAGGAAUUUGACUUCAUCUGCUUUGAUGAAAAUGGUUUAGUGAUUGAACGAAGUACUGAAUUUGAUGAUCUGGAAGAUUUGUCAAGAGAAACCGAUUUCAAUGAAAUCCAAGAUAAACCAAAUGAAACAGAAGAGCGUGAACCCAGACAGGUUUCUGUUCAAGAUGUUUCUGAUCAAAACAGCCCCAAGACAACACAAAAAGGUGGGUCUUCCUGGAUAGGCUCUGCUGUUAGUGGAUGGUUUGGCAGGAAUGCACAAAGCAAUGAUGAACCACAGGAUGAGAGCAGUGAAGAAUCCUUCAAAAGCAGAAAGAUAGUGAUGGAUAUUGAGGAGAACCAUGUGGAGGAGAAGACGAACUCUGGAACUUUUGGUUGGAUCAGGGGUGAACUCACCAAUGCUUUUGGAUUUGGAAACAAGGAUCUAAAAACUGAUACACAAGACAAUAUUAAGAAAUCAAUAAAAGAUGAAGAUACCUCAUCUCAGCAGCCUAGCCCCUGGAUAAGUACAGAUAGAGAUGUCUUGGACAUUGGUGAAGACGAUACUGAAGCAGCAACUAAACCUGAAGCUGAGAAAGCAGAUGAAGACAUAAACAUGGAGGACCCAAGCAUUCUUAACCCCAGUCAGAACAUGGAUGUGGUUGACAACAAACAGCGAGAUGAAAACAACCUAGAAGACAGUGUGGAAAAUAAGGAUGGUCCCUUGGAGGACAGGAGAACAGAAAAUGAAAAAGAAAAGGAACAGGUGGGGUGGUACGGAAAUAUGUACAACAGAAUCACAAAACUUUACAGAGAAGAGCAAACUAAAGAUGAUGAAGAUGAUGGAGGCAAUGACAAACUAGAAAGCCCUGGAUCUGCUACAAAUACUGAGACCACUGAAACGACAGAAAAGGAAGAAGAUGCAGUUAAAAGCGAAAAUGAUGUUGAUUUUUUUGAAGGAAAAGUGAAACAAGAUACAAGAGAUGUGCAAAGCAAUGAGGAAAAGACAGGAAAGAAAGAAAAUCCAGAUGAAGGUCAGUUUUAUCAAAUGGCAGUUUUUGUUGAAGUCAAAAUGAAUGAAAUUGCAUCUAUAGUGAAAAAGGUUGUGUCUUCACUUCCUGAUGAUAUCCGGCCUGGUCCUGACUUGUAUGGACUGCCAUGGGAAGCUGUGGUUUUCACUGGAUUUUUAGGUUUAUUGACACUGCUUCUGUUCAGCUGCAGGUUCAUUCAGUCUAUCAGAAGUCGACUAUAUGCAAGUAAAGAGACGCAAAUGGCGCAGAAAGUGGCUGAACUGCUUGAUGAAAAGUGCAAAGUGCUGGAGACAUUCAGUGAGGUUAAACAGAAGUUUGACAAACUAGAGUCCACACUACAGAACAAAGGCAUGUCUGCACAAGCUGCAGAAAAAGACAGUUUAGAGGUGGCGUCACAGAAACUUGAACAAUCAAAUGCACAAAUUAAAAAGGAAAUCGAGAGGCUGCAAGAAGAGCUGUCCCGACAAAACAAAGCAAGAAAACAACAAGAAGAUCAGCUUGCUGAACUUGAGCAGAUUUUAAGAAAUUUAGAAGAGGAAGCUAAAGAACGAAAGUCCCAGUUAGAACAGGACAACACAACGCUGAAGAUCCAUGAGAUUAACACACAGCGACUGCAGAAAAACCUGCAGGUGGCCAAAGAGGAGCACGCAAUGUUGCUUGAGAGUAAAGAACAGCUGGUGCAAGAGGCAGAGGACUGGGGUGAACGUCUGGGUGAGCUGGAGGAGGAGAUGAAAAUGUGUGAAAGAUCUCAUACUGGCAUGCUGGAAGACUGCGCUAAUAAGGAUGAUCGCAUCCAGUCACUGACAGAGUGCCUUUUGAAGAUGAGAGGUUGGGAUUCUGAGGACGAGAGCUGCGUUGACGGCAGCACUAAUGCAGCUAGGGAUGAGAAUGGAGACCGUUCAGAUUUCCAUCAGAGGCAAAAAGUACAGAAACUUAUUGAAGCGGCCAAGAUGAGUGCAGGCUUGAAGUCCAUGGAGGAGGACAAGAACAGAGUGUUCGCCAAACUCGCAGAUGAAGUUAAAGCCAAAGAAGAUCUCCAAGAGGGGAUCAAACAGCUUGAGGAACAGAAGGAGGUGUUGGAAUCAGAGAGUGCCAGCUAUGCUAGUGAAAGCCAGAAACUCCAGCAGAAACUCCAGAUCAUGACUGAGAUGUACCGGGAGAAUGAACUCAAACUACACAGGAUGUUGACAGUGGAGGAGAAGGAGCGCUUACAGAAGGAGGAGAAGCUCAACAAGGCAGAUAAGAAGAUCAGUUUUGCUGCAGAGGAGCUCAGCACCUACAGACAACGAGCCAAAGACCUAGAGGAAGAACUGGAACGGACAUCAGUGGCCUACAAGAAUCAGAUUACUUCUCAUGAGAAAAAGGCUCAUGAUAACUGGCUAGCUGCGAGGGCAGCGGAUCGAGACCUGGCUGAGGUCAAGAGAGAAAACUCUCAUCUCCGCCAGAAGCUGACUGGGGCCCAAUUCAAGUUUGAGAUUCUUGAAAAGGAUGUACGAGAGGGCAGACCUUUAUUUAGAGGUGAAAGAUCUCCAUAUGGACACUCUCCUCUUAACAGACCAACUUCAGAAACACGGGCCUUCCUGUCCCCUCCUACACUAAUGGACGGACCCCCUCGAAUCUCACCUCCCUUCAUGGGUCCAGGCAGAGCAUCCCGUGGCGUGGUAGAGCCCCCUAGUGGUGGGCCAGACUUUGAGCGGAGUGGCCCUCACUCUGAUAGUGGCUCGUUGUCUCCCUCCUGGGACAGGGAACGCAGGGGCCCUCCCCCCCCUUCAGGUCUUCCUCUCCCAGAUCCGGGGUUGCCCUUUAGGAGGCCUCCUCCAGGUCCAUAUCCUAUGGGUCCUUUGCCUCCUAGACCUCCACUUCCUCCUGAGCCAUACUUUGGGGACAAAUCAGAUUCAUCAUUUCUAAGAAACAGCUCAUCUGUCAUUGAAAAUGAGAGCAGAGAAGGUCCUCACUCAAUGCCUGGUGACAUGAGAUUGCCCCCUGAUCCUAAUUCAAGAAUGGGACCUCCUGGCCCCCCAUUAAAGGGAAUGCCCCCACUGAUGCACCCUAGGGACCCACACUUCCCACUCAGGGGCCCUUAUGGGCCUUCGGAGUUCUUUUCCCCUCGUGGGCCUGGUGGUCUCCCCAUAGGCAUGCGAGGGCCACUUCCCCCGGGAAUGUUUCCCAGAGCUCCAAUGCCACUCCCUCAACAUAUGGGCUAUUUACCACCAAGACAUUCGUCUGACAGCUUCCCCAUCGGACCUCCACCCAGACCCUCCCCACCCGGCAGCGAGCAGCCUCCCAACCAGUCGCCCUCUCCUCAUGAUGUCAUCUGAUCUCUCACGCUCUCUUCCUCCCAUGCAAACUGUUUCCGACUUCCUGUUGUUGUGCUCAGGGGGUGUUUCCUUCGAUAUGUAACCACAGUAGCCUUGUGGUUAUAUCUUACUAUUUGUCUUAGUUGAAAACGCAAGCAUGGCAAAGGGUGCAGCACAUGCCACUGCUUAAUAUUAUGAAGAGCAAGUCGAUGUCUGUAUUUCAGGUACAGUGCGCAGCCUUUGUGAAGGCUAAGUAGGUGAAUUGUAAAGUCAAUGAGACAGCCUUUUAACAGGAUUAUAGGUGCUCAGGUUUGUGAUGUUCUGAUGCUUUUCUUUUUUUUUUUAAUUGAAGGUAGAUGAUAAAAGGUCCUUAUAUUUGUCAGACUGUGUAUAUAGAAAGUCUACUAAGUAUAUAUUGUGAAUAGGAUGCUGUUAAAACAAGACUUUGGUAACUAACUUGACGAAUCCAACAACUCAAUCCAGUGAACCGUCCAUGGAGCAGAUAUAUUUUUAGUUUCAUGCCUCAUGCCUUAAAAUAGGUGGUCUGAUUAAAUAAAUCAUGUACAUUAAUAAUAAAGAUUUAAUUUGAAAAACA
Molecule: messenger RNA, 4363 nt
Organism: Carassius gibelio (silver crucian carp)
Lineage: Eukaryota; Metazoa; Chordata; Actinopteri; Cypriniformes; Cyprinidae
Product: melanoma inhibitory activity protein 2
Exons: 28
Coding region: 133-3789 (1218 amino acids)
Biological process (GO): endoplasmic reticulum to Golgi vesicle-mediated transport; protein secretion; vesicle cargo loading
Cellular component (GO): endoplasmic reticulum membrane; endoplasmic reticulum exit site
Molecular function (GO): protein binding
Source: RefSeq, a predicted model, not a curated record